CACAGCGGAAGGAGACGUCGUUGCUCCUGCAGGACAAUGUGAGACACCGACACGGAGUUAGCCCCAGACGCAAGUGAUCCAGCCCCGCACAGCCCCGCCGGGAUGGACGCGGGCUCCGCGUAAACACGUACCGCAGCAACACCGUCGAGGCGUCUUUGUAUUUUCACACGCUUUCUGGUGCGCCAGGAUUCGGCUGCACGGCCAUGGGAUCGGGCCGCUGAGCGGAGCGCGGCGGCAGGGCCGAGAGAACUGGGAAGAUGGGUGUCGCGCUGCGGACUCUGUUGUUGUGUAGUUUUUGUUUCGUCGUUCGAGCCGUGCCGCUGCUGCUGUAUGCGAACCGACGGGAUCUGUGUCUGGUGGAUGCGGCGCAUGGAAAGGCCAAUGCCACGGUGGUGGUGGGGGGGCUGGAGGACGCCGCCGCCGUGGACUACGUCUACUCCGAGGGCCUCAUUUACUGGAGCGACGUGAGCGAGGAGGCCAUCAAACGCACCGUCUUCAACCAGUCGGGCGCCAGCUCGGUCCAGACGGUGGUGCCGGGCCUGGCGUCCCCGGAUGGACUCGCCUGCGACUGGUUAGCAAAGAAACUUUACUGGACAGACUCGGAUACUAAUCGGAUUGAGGUGUCGGAGCUGGAUGGGACUCUGAGGAAGGUUCUGUUUUGGCAGGAGCUGGACCAGCCGAGAGCCAUCGCUCUGGAUCCAGAACGAGGGUACAUGUACUGGACAGACUGGGGCGAGGUGCCAAAGAUCGAGAGGGCGGGAAUGGAUGGCACCAAUCGAUCGAUGAUCAUCGACAAAGACAUUUAUUGGCCCAACGGUCUGACGCUGGACUACAGCCAGGAGAAACUGUACUGGGCCGACGCCAAACACAACUUCAUCCACCGAUCCAGCCUGGACGGCUCGUCCAGGGAGGUGGUGGUGAAGGGCGAGCUGCCUCACCCGUUCGCCCUCACGCUGUAUGAGGACACGCUCUUCUGGACCGACUGGAACACGCACUCCAUUCACUCGUGUCGCAAGCAGAACGGUGGCGAGCAGCGUGUCGUCCACGCCGACAUCUUCUCGCCCAUGGACAUCCACGUCUUCAGCGCCAAGAGACAACCUGCCUUGAAUAGUCCGUGCUCGCUGAACAACGGCGGAUGUUCCCACCUCUGCCUCCUGUCGCCGAACAAGCCUCACUAUCAGUGCGCAUGUCCCACCGGAGUCCAGCUGCUGGAGGACGGGAAGACCUGCAGAGACGGUGCGACUCAGGUGUUGCUGCUGGCCCGACGGACCGACCUGCGGCGGAUCUCCCUGGACAUGCCGGACUUCACCGACAUCAUCCUGCAGGUGGACGACAUCCGCCACGCCAUCGCCAUCGACUACGACCCGGUGGACGGACACAUCUACUGGACGGACGACGACGUGAAGGCCAUCCGGCGCUCGCUGCUGGACGGCAGUGACGCCCAGUUCGUGGUCACGUCUCAGGUGAACCACCCGGACGGCAUCGCGGUCGACUGGAUCGCCCGCAACCUGUACUGGACCGACACGGGGACGGACCGCAUCGAGGUGACCCGCCUUAACGGGACCAUGCGCAAGAUCCUGAUCUCGGAAGACCUGGACGAGCCCAGAGCCAUCGUCCUGGACCCUGUGGCCGGGUACAUGUACUGGACGGACUGGGGGGAGCUGCCAAAGAUCGAGCGGGCGGACCUGGACGGACUGGAACGCGUGGUGAUGGUGAACACGUCGCUCGGCUGGCCCAAUGGCCUCGCGCUCGACUACGAGGAGCGCAAAAUCUACUGGGGCGACGCCAAGACGGACAAGAUCGAGGUGAUGGACAUGGACGGCACGGGUCGACGGGUGCUGGUGGAGGACAAACUCCCGCACAUCUUCGGCUUCACGCUGCUCAACGACUACAUCUACUGGACGGACUGGCAGCGGCGCAGCAUCGAGCGUGUCCACAAGCACACGGCGGAGCGGGAGUUCAUCAUCGACCAGCUGCCCGACCUCAUGGGUCUGAAGGCCACCAACGUGCACAAGUACUCUGGUACGAACCCGUGCGCGGAGAACAACGGCGGCUGCAGCCACCUCUGCCUCUACAAGCCUCUGGGCGUCCAGUGCAGCUGCCCCAUCGGCCUGGAGCUCAUCGCCGACAUGCGCACCUGCAUCGUCCCCGAGGCGUUCCUGCUCUUCUCCCGCCACACCGACAUCCGCCGCAUCUCGCUGGAGACCAACAACAACAACGUGGCCAUCCCGCUCACCGGCGUCAAGGAGGCGUCGGCACUGGACUUUGACGUCACCGACAACCGCAUCUACUGGACCGACAUCACCCUGAAGACCAUCAGUCGUGCCUUCAUGAACGGCAGUGCUCUGGAGCAUGUGGUGGAGUUCGGCCUGGAUUACCCAGAAGGCAUGGCGGUAGACUGGCUCGGCAAGAACCUGUACUGGGCUGACACCGGCACUAACCGCAUCGAGGUGGCCAAGCUGGACGGGCAGCACCGGCAAGUCCUGGUCUGGAAGGACCUGGACAGUCCGCGAGCUCUGGCUCUGGAUCCUGCCGAGGGGUACAUGUACUGGACCGAGUGGGGCGGGAAGCCGAAGAUCGACCGGGCAGCAAUGGACGGGACCGGUCGCAUCACGCUGGUCGCAGACGUGGGCCGAGCAAACGGGCUGACCAUCGACUAUGCAGAGCGCCGCCUCUACUGGACCGACCUGGACACGACGCUCAUCGAAUCGUCCAACAUGCUCGGUCAGGAGCGCGAGGUCAUCGCUGACGACCUUCCUCACCCCUUCGGCCUCACCCAGUACCAGGACUACAUCUACUGGACGGACUGGAGCCAGCGCAGCAUCGAGCGCGCCAACAAGACCAGCGGCCAGAACCGCACCGUCAUCCAGGGACACCUGGACUACGUCAUGGACAUCCUGGUGUUCCACUCAUCCCGGCAGGGCGGCUGGAACGCGUGCGCCUCCACCAACGGCCAUUGCUCCCACCUGUGUCUCGCUGUCCCCGUCAACAGCUUUGUGUGCGGCUGCCCCGCCCACUUCUCGCUCAACAACGACAACAAGACGUGCAGCGCUCCGACUUCGUUCCUCCUGUUCAGCCAGAAGACGGCUAUAAACCGCAUGGUCAUCGACGAGCAGCAGAGUCCUGACAUCAUCCUGCCGAUCCACGGCCUGAGGAACGUCCGCGCCAUCGACUACGACCCACUGGACAAACAGCUUUACUGGAUCGACUGCAAGCAGAACGUGAUCCGCCGAGCGCAGGAGGACGGCAACCAGAGCAUGACGGUGGUGGGGAGCGCUCUGGGUGGGCCCAGUCAGGGGCUGCAGCUCUACGACCUUAGCAUCGACAUCUACAACCGAUUCAUCUACUGGACCAGCGAGGUCACCAAUGACAUCAACGUGACGCGCACGGACGGCAGCAGGGUGGGCGUGGUCCUGCGGAACGACCACGACAGGCCGCGUGCCAUCGUGGUCAAUCCGGAGAGAGGAUACAUGUACUUCACCAACCUGCUGGAGCGCUCGCCAAGGAUCGAGCGGGCGGCGCUGGACGGCACCGAGCGCGAGGUUCUGUUCUUCAGCGGCCUGGGGAAACCUGUUGCGCUCGCCAUCGACAACGAGGUGGGGAAGUUGUUCUGGGUGGACUCUGACCUGCGACGCAUCGAGAGCAGCGACCUCUCCGGAGCCAAUCGGAUCGUGAUCGCCGACUCCAACAUCCUGCAGCCGGUCGGGCUCACCGUGUUUGGGAACCACCUGUACUGGAUCGACAAGCAGCUGCAGAUGAUCGAGCGCAUCGACAAGACCACGCGCGAGGGACGGACUAAGAUCCAGGCACGCAUUGGGUACCUGAGUGACAUCCACGCCGUCCACGAGCUUGACAUGAGGGAGUACAGUAAACAUCCGUGUACGUGGGACAACGGCGGCUGCUCCCACAUCUGCAUCGUGAAAGGCGACGGGACGACGCGCUGCUCAUGUCCCGUCCACCUGGUCCUGAUGCAGGACGAGCUCUCCUGUGGAGAGCCGCCCACGUGUUCACCGGAGCAGUUCGCCUGCACGUCCGGCGAGGUCGACUGCAUCCCGCACGCGUGGAGGUGCGACGGUUACGCGGAGUGCGACGACAAAAGCGACGAGGAGAACUGUCCCGUCUGCUCCGAGCUGGAGUUCCAGUGCGACAGCCUGCAGUGCAUCGACCAGAGCCUGCGCUGUAACGGCGACUUCAACUGUCAGGAUCGUUCAGACGAGAGCAAGUGUGAAGGUGUGACAGUGCGAUGUCCUCUGGACCAGUUCACCUGCGCUAACGGUCAGUGCAUCGGCAAACACAAGAAGUGUGACAACAACAUGGACUGCUCCGACAACUCGGACGAACUCGGCUGCUAUCCGACAGAGGAGCCGCCUCCUCCGCCCAACACCACCAUCGGCUCCAUCGUGGCCGUCGUCAUGGCGCUGUUUGUGGUCGGCGCUGUGUACUUCGUGUGUCAGCGCGUCCUGUGUCCGCAGAUGAAGGAUGACGGUGAGACGGUUACCAACGACUUUGUGGUUCACGGGCCGUCAUCUGUGCCGCUGGGAUACGUGCCGCACCCGAGCUCGCUGUCCAGCUCGCUGCCCGGGAUGUCCAGAGGGAAGUCUGUGAUUGGCUCACUCAGCAUCAUGGGCGGGAGCAGUGGGCCGCCGUACGACCGCGCCCAUGUCACGGGGGCGUCGUCCAGCAGCUCGUCGAGUACCAAGGGGACGUACUUCCCACCGAUCCUGAAUCCUCCUCCGUCUCCAGCUACCGUUCGUUCUCAGUACACGCUGGAGUUCGGUUACUCGUCCAACAGUCCGUCCACUCACAGAUCGUACAGCUACCGGCCUUACACCUACCGCCACUUUGCCCCGCCCACCACACCCUGCAGCACUGACGUGUGCGACAGCGACUACACACCAGGACGCAGGGCGCCACUCAAGUCCGGCGGCACUGCCGCUGCCAAGGGCUACACCAGCGACCUCAACUACGACUCGGAGCCUUUCCCACCGCCGCCGACGCCGCGCAGCCAGUACUUGUCGGCGGAGGAGAACUGCGAGAGCUGCCCGCCGUCGCCUUACACCGAGCGCAGUUACUCCCACCACCUCUACCCACCGCCGCCGUCGCCCUGCACAGACUCCUCAUAAGCCGCCGCCCCACUCUCUGCCCCGCCCCUCACUCCACACAGCUCCGCCCCCUCACUGUAAAUAGCAAUUGUGCAUAUAUGAGGCUAAAAACGGGAACGAGAGACUGACAUGACGGAGGAGGAGCCUUGCGGCAGGAGACAAAGGAGAAAUGGAGCUGCGAACAUUUGUACAUUGAAAAGAGAAAAAAAAGCAUAUUUAUAUAUUUUCUAUACAGUGUUUACUGAUGACAUCAUCGAGGUUUGUAUUAAGACAAUUUGUAAAAAAAAAAAUUUUUAAAGGAAAAGAAAAAAAGGUUUUUAUUAAAAUCAUCACAAACAUACGUUGCCUUAAAGGAGGAGGAGCACAAAACGGCACAAGGCAAAAUGUACUACUUAUCUGAUGCCAAAAACAAACGUCACGGCGGCGGCAGAAGAGACGCUCGGCAGCCAUCGUGUCUAUGGUUACAAUGGGAACUGGAUCAGAGAAACAUGGCGAAGCAAAACUGGUCAUUUACACAAAACAAACAUGCUUUGUUGGAUUGUGAGUCUAAAAAAAAAAAGGCACAUAUUUAUUUAGAUCUACAGAAGAGAGGAGCGUUUCUCAGCAACAAACGCUAACCAUGUUAAAUCUACGGAAGCCCAGAAAGGAGCGUUUCUCUGCAACAAACACUAACAAGGUUAAAUCUACGGAAGCCCAGAUGGAGUGUUUCGCUGCAACAAACACUAACAAGGUUAAAUCUACGGAAGCCCAGAAGGAGCGUUUCAGCAACAAACGCUAACCAUGUUAAAUCUAUGGAAUCCCAGAAAGGUGCGUUUCUCUGCAACAAACACUAACAAGGUUAAAUCUAUGGAAGCCCAGAAGGAGCCGCUUUCUGCAACAAACACUAAUGAGGUUAAAUCUACGUGAGCCCAGAAGGAGCGUUUCUCAGCAACAAACGCUAACCAUGUUAAAUCUACGGAAGCCCCGAAAGGAGCGUUUCUCUGCAACAAACACUAACAAGAUUAAAUCUACAG
Solea senegalensis (Senegalese sole) is the source of this 6115-nucleotide messenger RNA. RefSeq names its product low density lipoprotein receptor-related protein 6 (gene lrp6). Gene Ontology annotation, biological process: receptor-mediated endocytosis involved in cholesterol transport; canonical Wnt signaling pathway; Wnt signaling pathway involved in somitogenesis. The coding region runs from base 258 to 5123 and encodes 1621 amino acids. Gene Ontology annotation, molecular function: Wnt receptor activity; Wnt-protein binding. NCBI's taxonomy places the organism in Eukaryota, Metazoa, Chordata, Actinopteri, Pleuronectiformes, Soleidae. The transcript is spliced from 23 exons. The record is from RefSeq and is a predicted model, not a curated record.